Messenger RNA from Cicer arietinum (chickpea), 2702 nucleotides. The record is from RefSeq and is a predicted model, not a curated record. NCBI's taxonomy places the organism in Eukaryota, Viridiplantae, Streptophyta, Magnoliopsida, Fabales, Fabaceae.
CAUCCAAACGAGACUUUAGCCGCAUAGACACAAUCGUUCCCCCGCAUCGUUUAUUAUCCAGCUUCGCACUUUUUCCCCGGUCUAGGGUUUUCUCAUUCAUUGUCAAAAAAGUGGGUUUUCUCCUUUCUUUCCUAUCCACAAAGCUUAUUCGAAUUUCGAUAUCGGAAUUAGGGUUCCGCCCCUGUUGUGGUUGAAAUUCGUCGUUCUCCGAUCAAAACAAAGUCAAAUCUCCCCUCAGUCACGUCGAUCUUGAUCUUGAUAUUAGGGUUUCGUUUUCGAUUUUGAAAUUCAUUUCGCUUCAAAACCAUGGCGGCUCUGAAGGAGCUUCUUCCUCAACCGAAAUCAUCCUCAACAACUUAUUACGAUCACAGCAACGAUCCAUGGUUCAAACAACGAUUCACCGCUUCAGAAGAGGAAAAAUCCUCUACGAAGAGGAAAAAUCCGGCGGUCAAGCCAAAGGCGGUGCCACCGUAUCUAAAGCGUUCCGGUUUCGUCCCUCGAAAAGUAGAGGAUUUCGGCGAAGGUGGAGCUUUCCCGGAGAUCCACGUAGCACAAUACCCACUGGAUAUGGGAAGAAACAAGUCCUCAAAGCCAGGUUCAAAGAUUCUUCCAGUAACUGUCGACGCUCACGGAAACGUCGCUUACGAUGCCAUAGUGAAACAAAACGAGAACGCUAAGAAAAUCGUUUACACACAGCAGAAAGACUUGAUCCCGAAGAUUCUGAAAAACGAUGAAGAUGAUGACGAGGAUGUUGACGAUGACGAUGCUCAACAAGAGAUCGAUGAAAUUACGCAGGAAACUAAAGCCGCACUUGAGAAGAUAGUUAACGUGAGACUCAGCGCAGCACAACCCAAAAACGUUCCCAAACAUUCUUCUGAUGCGAAGUAUAUAAAGUAUAAACCUUCACAACAGAAUGCGGCAUUCAAUUCCGGUGCGAGGGAGAGGGUUAUUAGGAUGGUUGAGAUGCCUGUGGAUCCACUUGAGCCUCCAAAAUUCAAGCACAAGCGUGUUCCCAAGGCUUCCGGUUCGCCCCCGGUGCCAGUGAUGCAUUCCCCUCCUAGGCCUGUUACUGUGAAAGAUCAACAGGAUUGGAAGAUACCUCCUUGUAUUUCAAAUUGGAAGAAUCCUAAGGGUUACACAAUUCCUCUUGACAAGCGUCUAGCUGCUGAUGGGAGAGGUCUUCAGGAGGUUCAGAUUAAUGACAAUUUCGCCAAGCUUUCAGAGGCUUUGUAUGUCGCGGAGCAGAAAGCUAGAGAAGCUGUUGCUAUGAGGUCUAAGGUUCAGAAGGAGAUGCUUUUGAAGGAGAAGGAAAGGAAGGAACAGGAGCUGAGGGCUUUGGCUCAGAAAGCGCGGUCGGAGAGAAUUGGCGUGCCCCCUCCGGCUGCUGCUUUUCCGGUUGCAUCUGACAGGAGUGGUGUAGAUGAUGGUGAUAUGAGAGUUGAUUAUGAGCAUAGGGAUACGAGGGAUAGGGAAAGGGAAAAGAAUUUUCCGAAGGAGAGUAGGGAAGAAAGAGAGGAGCGGUUGCAACGUGAGAAGAUUCGUGAGGAAAGGCGAAAGGAGAGAGAGAGGGAGAGGAGGUUAGAGGCUAAGGAUGCUGCCAUGGGAAAGAAGAGCAAGAUUACUAGAGAUAGGGAUCGUGAUAUAAGUGAGAAAGUUGCUCUUGGUUUGGCUUCUACUAAGCAAGGGACAGAGGUCAUGUAUGAUGAAAGACUAUUCAACCAGGAUAAAGGAAUGUCUUCUGGAUUUGCCACUGAUGACCAGUAUAAUGUGUAUGACAAAGGCUUGUUCACUGCACAGCCAACACUUUCCACCUUGUACAGGCCGAAGAAGGAUCUUGAUAACGAGGCUUAUGGAGGUGCAGAUGAGCAGCUGGAGAAGAUUAUGAAGACUGAACGCUUUAAGCCUGACAAAGGAUUUGCAGGGGUUUCCGAAAGGUCAGGUCCGAGGGAUAGGCCCGUUGAGUUUGAGAGUGAAGAAGCUGAUCCAUUUGGUCUUGAUCAGUUCUUGACCGAGGUUAAGAAGGGUAAGAAGGCCAUGGAAAAUGUAGGUGGGGGAGGGACUAUGAGAGCUAGUGCCGGAUCUUCAAUGCGGGAUAGUUCGGAUGGAGGUUCUGGCAGGACUCGCAUUGGAUUCGAAAGAGGGCGUUAAGCAGAUCAGGGCUAAUGACUUAUUGUUAUCGUGCUUAGGUUGGUAUGCUUUGAUGUGGAUGGUAAGGAUAAUGUGGUUCAGUUUGUACUUACUUUUUGUCACCCUCCCCUAGGGAUCAUUAUAGGUGGUGAAAUGAACUUGUAUUUUGUUUUAAAACUUCACAUGAGUUUAAGGUAUUUAUCUUUCCAUGGAGUUAUAUUGAGUGAUGUGCAAUGUUUUUUUAAUGCAAUGUAACUGGUAGUUUAAAAUGUACUCAAUGAGUUAUCGAGGCUUUUAAUAACUGAUUACCAGAUAAUACAUUUGCUUGCUGCUAUUGUUGUUGGAUGUAUGCCAUUGAAGGGCUAUUAUGUUAGGUACUGAGGAUAUUGAUCACUAGUAGUUUGUCCAAUUAUGGUACUGGUAAUUGACGGUGUACUAAUAUUACAGCUGCAGAGACUAGAGUGGAACUGCUGUCUAGUCUUUCUGUUCCCAAGUUAUGGUUCUGAUGGCUCUCUAUUAGAAUGAAUUGUAAUUGAUUAGCUUCAAAUUUAUGUACUCAAUGAGUUGUUUUUUCA